GACGUGUACUAUUCAGAGUGUUUGCAAGUGAGUAAUGAAGGCUCGUCUCGGUGUGGACAGAAGGAUUGUGUUGUGGUGGAUAAUGGCCGUGGGUCUGGAGAUUCUUUAAGAGCCAUUUUGUCUGAUCCUGUCAUGUAAACUAAACCCAUUUUUAUUUUAUUUUUUAAGGUUGAUUUAGUGUGUAUUUUAGUAGUUUUAAUUACUACCAGAGAUACGAUAGUUCUGUAACUGGUGUGAAAAUGAAGAACUUGUGUGAUUUGGUGGUAGCCUUUCUAGGGUUUUAGAGGCUAGUCAUGUUUUGCUGAGAUUGCUGCUUUUUUAUUGUGAAUGUGAGCUUGUUGGGGAAGUUGCUCACGAUAGCCUCCUCGCUGCCAUGAGGGGGAGCACUCAUGGAUGAUGCGAUGAUAUUGCCUUGUGGACAUUCUUUUGGAGCUGCUGGAAUACGGCAAGUUCUUAGAAAUAAAGCUUGCUGCACCUGUUCACAGCCUGUUUCAGAAGACUCAAUAUCUCCAAAUCUGUACUUGGCGUUUCUUAGAGAGGAAGAAUUACAAUAUUACCGCUCAUGUAAGAGAAGAAGAGAAAGGUUUGACCAGGACAAGGGUAAUUUUAGUGAUCCCUCUGUAGCUCUAAGGGGACAAGGUGUUCAGUUUCCAUUUGACAUGACAGAUCGGGUUAUCGUAAAGGGGAACAAAAGGACACCACAGCGCUUUGUUGGACGUGAGGCUGUUGUUACUACACAAUGCUUAAAUGGAUGGUAUGUGGUGAAGACUUUGGACAAUGCAGAAAGUGCAAAACUGCAGUAUGGUUUCCUUGCCAAGGUUUCUGAUGAUCUAACUGCUGCAAAGCCAAUGUCAAGCAAGAUGGCACCAAACUGGCUAUCAAUCAGAUGUAAAGAAAAUACCUGUAAUAUGCCUUGUAAAUUAUAGAAAAAGCCAAUGUCAAGCAAUAUUGCAUUUUAGGUCUCUGCAAUACAUAAAUCAAUUUUUGAUUGAACAUUUGAGUAGCUAUAAAUAUGAAUUACAUUUAUGCAAAUGUUAAAGUGAUUGUUGUUUUAUAAAGAUUGUAUUAUUGGC
Molecule: messenger RNA, 1073 nt
Organism: Mangifera indica (mango)
Lineage: Eukaryota; Viridiplantae; Streptophyta; Magnoliopsida; Sapindales; Anacardiaceae
Product: U-box domain-containing protein 62-like
Exons: 7
Coding region: 390-926 (178 amino acids)
Biological process (GO): protein ubiquitination
Molecular function (GO): ubiquitin-protein transferase activity
Source: RefSeq, a predicted model, not a curated record